Molecule: messenger RNA, 4159 nt
Organism: Oenanthe melanoleuca
Lineage: Eukaryota; Metazoa; Chordata; Aves; Passeriformes; Muscicapidae
Exons: 6
Coding region: 272-1198 (308 amino acids)
Source: RefSeq, a predicted model, not a curated record
UCCUCCCCAAAGGAACACUGGAGUGGAGCUGCAAGAGGUCAGGGAAGGGCAGGAAGGAAGCUGGGAUGGGCUGAGUGAGCUGGGAAAAUGCAGCAUCAAGGGGGGUCCAGCAAAGGUCUGCAGCAUCCUGCAUGGCAGAGAGAGAGGGGCAGCCUGUGCCUGCCCCUGGGACAGGAGUCCAGAUCUGGGAUGAGAAGCAAACCGAGAGAGGGAAUGAGUGACCCUUUUUCUCCCUCUUUUGCAGCAUGAACGGGACUUGCACCAGCAGCAGAUGAGAGAGCUGGAAAAGAAGAAUGAGAUGCAUGCAGCUGAGAUGCAAAGUCAGGAGGGAAGAAUGCUGCCCAAGGAGCAACUGGACAUUGAAAAGGAAACCAAGCAGCAAGUGGUGGACCUUGAGGCUGCUGCUUUGAAGGAAGGGAGAGGGAGCACUCUGAGUGCUGCACUGUCCAAGUAUAAGAUUGCCAGGGGGGCUCUGAAGAAACCAUUUGCCUUCCUGAAGGGAAAGACAUGUCUCCAGGCUGUUGGAUCACAGGAGGAGCAUCUGUUAUUUAUGUCAGAGACCAUCCUGAAAUCUGAGAAACCAGUUGCAUCACAAGAAAAGGAGAAGACAAAGUGGCCUGAAUGGAGCACUGAGCCCAGGAGAACUGGCGAGCAGGCUGCUGGAGCAGAAGGAGAGCAGCUGUCAGAGAACUCCAGGAAGGCCAUGGAGUGUGUGCGGGAUGUGGUUGCAACAUCAGCAGAAGACAAGGCAGAGAAGCGUGAAUCAACCACUGACCCCAGGAGGACUUAUGAGGUGGCCCCUGAAGGGAGGAGUGUUGAGAGAACACGUAGCAGUGCGUACAUCCCGGAUACCAUUAGACAGGAUGUGCCCCAGUCUGCCCAGCAGGGUAUGCCAACUUCUGCAGAGGCUGCUGGAGCAGAAGGAGAGCAGCUGUCAGAGAACUCCAGGAAGGCCAUGGAGUGUCUGCGGUGCAGGGCUGCAACAGCAGAAGACAAGGCAGAGAAGCGUGAAUCAACCACUGACCCCAGGAGGACUUAUGAGGUGGCACCUGAAGGGAGAAGUACCAGAACUUUUAGGAGAGUGUUCCCCCCAGACUACUUUACCUUGCCUGUCCCCGAGUCUGUCCAGGAAAAUACUUCAAGUUCUGAAGGAGAAAAGUCAUCCAGUAGCUCAGGGGAGCAGCAGGCCUCCUGCUGAUGCACAGCCUGUGGAGAAAGGGGACAGUGCUUUGGAAAUGAGAGGCUCCCCCAGGGCCAUGCAGAGCCAGCUGCCCAGGAUGUGUCCACGUGGCUUUUGAGUCCCUCCAGCCAUGGAGACUCCAGCACCUCCCUGGGCAGCUGCCCCAGGGCUCAGCCACCCUCCCAGUGCAGAAGUGUCUCCUGAGCUCGGAGGGCCCCUCCUGUGUGUCACUUUGUGUCACUGGGGCUGUCCUGGCCCUGUCCCCUCUGCAGCCUCCCCCUGGGUAUUUAUCCUGAGCCUGCUCUGCUCCAGGCUGGGCAGUCCCAGCUCUCUCAGGCUCUCCUCAUGGCAGAGAUGCUCCAGCCCCUCCAUAUCUUCCUGGCCCUGUGCUGGACUCUGUCCAGCCUGUCCCUGUCUCCUGUACUGGGCAACCCAGCUCUGGCCCAGCACUCCAGGGCUGGCCUCACUGGUAUAGGGCAGAGGGGAAGGAUCCUCUCCCUCCACUGGCUGUGACACUGCUUACAGAAAGAAUUGGCAGGAUUUACAAGAAGGAUUUUUGUUCCAAAUCUUAUUUGGGAAAAACUGUAGUGAUCCAUGCUCCCUCUCAGUAGCAGUGAGUAAAGGAAAAGUGGUUCUGUUUUUGGUGAGAAUGGAUGUCAGCUGCACAGGAACCAUGCCAGUCUGGUGUGACCUAUUGUGGGAAGGAGCACUCUGAGGGAGGUAAAAGCUGGCAUGAAGAGAUUCUUCAAAGACUCUUCUUCAAAGCAUAGAAGCCCCUGUUAGGAUCAGGAACAAUUCUUAGGCAAAGGCUGAAACUGUACUUCUGUGAAUUCCUUUACCUCCCAGAUCAAUUUUUCCAUUAAUGAUGACAGAUCAAAGUUGAAAGUUGCCCAGCUGAUAAUUCACUCAUCUUCCUAGGACAUUAGAAUAGAAGGGAAGAAUUCUUGAUCCUGAAAACAUUCAGGAACUGGCUGAGGAUGAGAAGGUCAAGGGUUGAGGGCAUAAUUUAAAAGAAGAUAACUUAGGAAGGUGAAAAGCAGAAUCACAAUCCUGGGUGACAGGAGAUCAACUGAAUCAAGAACUUCUGAUCAACCUCAUCUCAGAAAGGAGGAAUGUGGAAAAAAACCUGUGGAAGAAGAAUCAAGUUAUCCUUGAGGAGUGUACAGACAUUCUGGUGAAAGUGGGAGAAUAGUUAGGGAGCUCUUGAGCCAGGCAUACACCAGGUGUGAGGACCAGAGGAAGCUACAGCAGCUGUCUGUUGUCUUCAAAAAAGCCUGGCCAGCGAAGGUGGCUCCUGAGAACUUCAAAGAACAUUACAGCAGUCUUAAAGAUGGGCACAAAGGAGGCUCUGCAGAAGAACCACAAGCUAAUCAGCUCCUCUGGAAUCCCUGGGAAGGUAAUGGAGAAAAUCCUCCUGGACACCUUUUGAAACAACUGAGAGGGAAGGACAUUGGGAACAGCCAGCACAGAUUUACCACGGGGAAAUGGUGCCUGGCCAAGCUGAUUGACUCUGUGAAUAAUGGAAGACCAGGAAUGGUGUUGCCUGACAUUGCAAAGCAUUCAACAGCCCUGCAGUCUCCUCACAGCCCGACUGGUGAGAUAUGGGCCGAGGGAAUGGCGAGGUGAAUGGAAAACUGCCCAAACCAGCGGCCUCAGUGCUGCUGGAUCAGGUAUGAAGUGGUCAGGUUGUGGUGACACCACUCACAGAUCAUCCCUGGAGCCACUAUAACUGUUGAUUAAUGACUAAUAUUUAUAUGCAGAGGAUGUCUCCUCUAGGAAAAUGUGUGCCAUGAAACUUUACAAUGGGAUGUUCAUUCAACCAGGGACACGUUUUCAUCACAAGAUACUUCCUAGCUCCUACAUGAAUAUUACUUUUCCCAGAACUACUUUACCCACCUCUGCCCCUUCUUGCAAGUCGUUUUAUGGUCUUAGAGGGUCAUCUAAAGGGGUCUCUGGUGAUCAUAUUCACUGAGAGACCCCAAAAUUGUAAGUGCCCUUGCCUUGAUCUUCUCUUAGGGCAUGCACUGCUGUUUCUUGUUACUUAACUUUGCUACAAAACCCACCUUGGUUCCUUCUUAUCUGUUUAUACACUGCUUCCAGCUCUGGUUAGCAUCCUGUGUGUCUACUUUUACAUUCUUUUCUCAAAUUUGCUGGUUAUUCUUUAAGCUCCAUUUUGCAACUGAAAAUUUCUCUUUUCCAUGUUGUCUGUCACAGUGAGUGGUGGCAAUGCAUCUUCCUGGCUGGAGCCACCCCCAUUUCCAUGCAGUCUUGGCCCAAUGAGAUGACCCAGUCUACUCAGGAGCUGCACUUUGACCUUGUCAGGGAGUACCCAAUGGACACGAUGCCAUGGCAGCUUGGCAACCUCUGGAUUUGUCCUCCCUAUAGCAAUGUCUCACCUCAGCAUAGAAUCCCAGACUGCUUUGGGCUGGAGGGACCUCAAAGCUGUGAUAAUUGAUACAAGAUUUGUGUUAAUCAUUAAAGUAUUAGGGUUUGUACAAAAUAGAAUACUAAGGCCUGAAGUGAAGCAUGAACACUAGACAGAGGAAAAUAUAUGAUUCAGUCAUUCUGUUUAAAAUUUCCCUGUUAUGAACAUUAUGUUUUCUACAUAAGUUGGAUCUACAAGUAGUUUUCAAAAUUAGACCUUCCGAUACUCUGAUAGAUUUUGCAAAAUCAGACUUGCUGCCUUUCUUCAAUCAAUGCUGCUUAUCUAUAAAGACCAGACUUGCCGAUUUUCGCCGGUUUUAUCUACCAAGACCAGAUGAGACUUGACUAUCGCCCAGAGACUUUACGGAUGUUUAUUUCAACCACCACUGCUUGCCUGGCAAAAUUGUGACAGCAAAAAAACAAAAAUUAUUGAUGACAACGAGAGACCAUACCAUAAAAAGAGGCUGCAAACCAAGGAGCGUGGAGUGGGCGGUGUCCCUUCAUGUUCCCCAGCGCUGCUUGCUCUAUGUAAAAUAAAGCAAUUAAAUUGUGCUC